AGCCAAUGGGGAUAUGGCAAGGCAGCAGUCUUCUACCGCUACACACCCACAUUACUUUUGUGUCAACCACUUCGCGGGAGUUAUCACAACAGGAGCGGUCAUCUCUUUAAAACUAGACAACACUAUACGAGAGACUAGACAACCAUGUCUGACAGAAAGGCAGUGAUAAAAAAUGCCGACAUGUCGGAGGACAUGCAGCAGGACGCCGUGGAGUGUGCCACUCAGGCCCUGGAGAAGUACAACAUCGAGAAAGAUAUCGCUGCAUACAUCAAGAAGGAGUUUGACAAGAAAUACAACCCAACCUGGCACUGCAUCGUUGGGAGGAACUUUGGCAGCUACGUGACCCAUGAGACCAAGCAUUUCAUUUACUUCUACUUGGGUCAAGUCGCCAUCCUGCUGUUCAAGUCGGGCUGAGAGAAGCAUUUUCUCUAAAUCAGCUGACCAUACAUACAGUACUGACUGAUUCGACAAAGGCACUUAUCAUUCCUUGGCAAGGGGCCGCUGCCUUUUUCUGUGCUGCUUUCUACUUUGUUCUGUUUUUGAGGAUAAAAAAAACGUGGCCAUGUUAAAGAGAUGAAACUUGUAUUUAUUUUUGUCUUGUUACAUUAGACAUGUCAUUUUUUUUAUUAAAGUGUAGCUGUUAAGCUGUCUGGGUCCAA
This is a messenger RNA of Gymnodraco acuticeps, 659 nucleotides long. RefSeq names its product dynein, light chain, LC8-type 1 (gene dynll1). NCBI's taxonomy places the organism in Eukaryota, Metazoa, Chordata, Actinopteri, Perciformes, Bathydraconidae. The record is from RefSeq and is a predicted model, not a curated record. The transcript has 3 exons. Gene Ontology annotation, cellular component: cytoplasmic dynein complex. The coding region runs from base 145 to 414 and encodes 89 amino acids. Gene Ontology annotation, biological process: cilium assembly; microtubule-based process. Gene Ontology annotation, molecular function: dynein intermediate chain binding; dynein light intermediate chain binding.